AUGUUCGUCAAAUCCGAGACCUUGGAGUUGAAGGAAGAAGAGGACGUACUGCUGCUGCUCGGCUCGGCUUCCCCUGCCUCAGCGGCUCUGACCCCGCUGACGUCCAGCGCCGAAGAGGAGGAGGAAGAGGAGGAGUUGGGUUCGUCUGGCGGGACGCGGCGGCAGCGCGGGGCCGAAGCCGGCCCGGGGGCGAGGAGCGGCUCAGCGGCAGGCACUGAAGUCUGCCGGCCAGCGCGGCUGCUGGGCCUGACACACGAGUGCAAGCGGCGACCCUCUCGGGCCCGUUCUGUCUCUCGAGGUGCCAAGACGGCCGAGACAGUACAGCGUAUCAAGAAAACCCGCAGGUUGAAGGCUAACAAUCGCGAGCGCAACCGCAUGCACAACCUCAACGCAGCACUGGACGCGCUGCGCGAGGUGCUUCCCACGUUUCCGGAGGACGCUAAGCUCACCAAGAUCGAGACUCUGCGCUUCGCCCACAACUAUAUCUGGGCACUCACCGAGACCUUACGCCUGGCGGAUCACUGCGGGGGCGGCGGCGGGGUCCUUCCUGGGGCGCUAUUCUCUGACGCCGUGUUGCUGAGCCCUGGAGGCGCUAGCGCCACCCUGAGCAGCUGUGGAGACAGUCCGUCGCCCGCCUCUACGUGGAGUUGUAGCAACAGCCCCGCGCCUUCCUCCGCCGCGUCGUCUAACUCCACCUCCCCCUACAGUUGCACUUUAUCACCCGCCAGUCCAGCGGGAUCAGACAUGGACUAUUGGCAACCCCCACCUCCCGACAAGCACCGCUACGCACCGCACCUCCCUUUAGCCAGGGAUUGCAUCUAG
Chrysochloris asiatica (Cape golden mole) is the source of this 822-nucleotide messenger RNA. It is a transcript of the gene NEUROG2, whose product is annotated as neurogenin 2. Gene Ontology annotation, molecular function: protein dimerization activity. The transcript has a single exon. Lineage: Eukaryota; Metazoa; Chordata; Mammalia; Afrosoricida; Chrysochloridae. Bases 1 to 822 code for a protein of 273 amino acids. The record is from RefSeq and is a predicted model, not a curated record.